GGCUCUCCAGGGAAUCCUCCUGCUCUGGCUGUGACCAUGGGAAAGCGAGUGGCUGUCGUGCUGGCUGGCUGUGGGGUGUACGAUGGGAGCGAGAUCCACGAGUCUUCGGCCGUGCUGGUGCAUCUCAGCAGGGAGGGGGCACAGGCAGAGGUUUAUGCUCCCGAUGUUGACCAGAUGCAUGUAGUGGACCACGUGAAAGGACAGCCAACUCAGGAGAAGCGCAACGUGCUAGUUGAAAGUGCCAGAAUAGCCAGAGGCAACAUCAAGGAUCUAGCUAAGCUGGAUGUCAAGGGGCUGGAUGCCCUCAUCAUACCAGGUGGCUUUGGAGUGGCUAAAAACCUGAGCACUUGGGCCACCCAGGGCAAGAACUGCAUCAUCUCCAAAGAGGUGGAGGACGUCCUGAAGGCUUUCCACGCUGCCAAAAAGCCCAUUGGCCUCUGCUGCAUUUCCCCAGUGCUGGCAGCCAAAAUCUUCCCAGGCUGCGAGCUGACCGUGGGUCAUGACACAGAGUGUGAGAAAUGGCCUUACGCAAAGACUGCUGAGACCAUGAAGGAGCUUGGCUGCAAGCACGUGAACAAACACGUCACUGAAAUUCACGUGGAUGUGAAGAACAAGCUGGUGACCACCAGCGCUUUCAUGUGCAAUGCCCCCAUCCAUGAGAUCUACGAUGGCAUUGGAAAAAUGGUCAAUGAAGUGGUCAGACUUGCCUGAAUGCCACAAAGCCA
This is a messenger RNA of Opisthocomus hoazin, 725 nucleotides long. Its product is annotated as glutamine amidotransferase-like class 1 domain-containing protein 3, mitochondrial. The record is from RefSeq and is a predicted model, not a curated record. NCBI's taxonomy places the organism in Eukaryota, Metazoa, Chordata, Aves, Opisthocomiformes, Opisthocomidae.